UUCUGGCAGAGGCUUAUCAUCAAAUGCACAAGAAGAGUUGAAUACAAUGGAGAAGAAGAAAAGAAUAGCCCAGUCUGUUUUUGAUGAAAUGGUACAAUAUGGAAAACGACUGUUGGAAUGUAUAAGAAUUCUGAGGGUUAGCUGAUUACAUCUUUGUUAAUGUUAAAUUUCAGGACGUAAAUAAUGAGGUUCUUACUGUCCCAUCUCUUAAAUCCAACAGUAUAAUUAAAGGAAUGUUUAAAGACAUACCUUCGCUAUUUCAGCUUCAUGAACAUCUAACCAAGAGCUUUGAAUCUUGUAGUAUUGGAAGCAUUGUAUUGCCCUCUGCUUUUACCAGUGACAAGGAGACCCAGAUUUUGAACAUUUACAAGAGUUUCCUCUGUCGCUAUGCGCUGAAUUUUCGAGCUUUCUCUGAGCUUUACUCCACUAAUGAAGAACUUCAAGAUAUAUGCAAAGGUAUCGUUACUAAAUCUCAAUAUGAAGAACAACGUAUCCAGAAUGUUCCUGGGAUGUUUUAUGGUGUCAGUACUGCAUUGCCACGUUUCAAAGAUCUUAUAUAUAGACUCAAAGGAGCUUUAUUGCCAAAUGAUCCAGAAUAUGCAAAUGUUACAAAAGCUUGGAAGUUUAUCAAGGAUCUGCUGGAUCGUUCAGAGCAAGAAGUUAUUUUGCAGGAAAAAAUGUUGAAAGCUCGUGAAGCAUUAGGUAAAUUAGAUGGUCUCCGUGUGAAGUAUAUUCAAAUUCCAUUAUUGCAUUUGGAGGGGCCGGCGAAGAAAUUACCACGACGUUCAAUACACAGAAGACUUUUAGAUAGAUAUUUAUUUCUUUUUUCUGAAUAUUUAGUCAUGACUGAGCCUGCUAAUGCUGUUGGUCGUUAUCAAGUGAAAUCAGAAAUACGGCUGACUGGAAUGACAUUAUGUGAGGUGAAGGAUGAUGAAGAAAUUAAUGUUGAUCAUUGUUUCAGAAUUAAAGCGAAGGAAUUAUGCGUUGAACUUGCCUUCUCAAGCGAAAAUGAGAAACUCCUCUGGUGGAAUGAAUUACAACAGGCAAUCGAUUGUGAAUGUAAUAAACCGAAUAGUAAUAGUUAUGAUGAAAAAAAAACCUUACUGAAUACUAAUAAUUUGGGUGAAGUUGCAGCUCAAUGGGUUAAAGAUGAAUCGUCUACAAUGUGUACAAAUUGCUGUACGGAAUUUACUACAAUUAAUAGACGUCAUCAUUGUCGUGCAUGUGGAAAGUUGUUUUGUGGUUCCUGCUCAGCGUAUAAAGCUCCAUUGGCAUCAUGUGGUGGUAAAUAUCAACGCGUUUGUGUUGUAGAUUAUUAUUUGAUCAAUAAGGAUGCUAAACCGCCAACACCUGAAAUUAUGGAGGCCAUAUUACGUCGAACAGAUAAGAGACGAAAACACCAUUUAAAGCGAUCAACAUCUCAACCAGUAAGAACUGGAUUUCUAAUGUGGAGUCAUUUCGUCAAUAAUUCAUGGUCUGCUAAACCAUCCAUACGAUUGCCCAAAUCAUCUGUUGAAUAUCGAUCUAUAAACAGAAAUGGUGAAAAGCGAAAAGAAACGCUGCGUGAUAUCCACCUUGUAGACUCUUUCGAUUCAAAUUCUUCUGCAAAUGAUGUAUCAAGUCAAAAUGGUCCUUGUGAAGGAGAAUCUCAACAGGUUUCUGUUUCAUCAUCUAAUGUUAGCCAACCAAUGGAAUCUGUUAGCCUUGAGUCAUCUGUUAAUUCGAAGUCAUCGUCAUCAUCAUCAGCGUGCCUUACACGUUUAUUUUGUGUCCUGCAAACGGAUACUUCUUUCUCAUUUUAUGCUGCACGUGCUGAUACGCGUGCAGUAAAUAAAAUCACCGUGAUCGGUUUACGACUCUUUUAUUUGGAUGAAGAUUCACCUAACAAACCAUCAGAUGAUGGCAAUAUCUCAAAAAAUCAAUCCCUGCCAUGUGGCAAAUCUCAUAGUUUCGAUAAUUCAUCUCAAUUAUUGAUGAAUACAGAAGCUUUAGUGGAUGCUCUUCAAUUAUCUAAAGCGGAGUGUCCGAAUUUCCCUCGUCAAGGUAAUCCAAUCUACAGAAAUUUCAAACCUCCUCCACAUGCUCGUAAUAUUUUAGGUCAUAAUUCCUCUGUCGAGUCUCCUAGUCUUUCACUUAUUGCCACCUUAUCAAAAUCUUUAACUCAUACUCAUGUAAAAUCUCUAUCAGAGGUUGCAUUAUCCAGUAGACUAUCAAACCGAUCCACACAAUCUUGUCGAGAACGAUUAUCUACAGAAAAUCAUGAAAAUUCUUCACAAAAGAUAUCAGAAAAUCAAGAUAUCGCUGCUAAUGGUACGCUAACGGAUAAAGAUAUUGUAAAGCAUUUGGACUCAGUCAGUCCUGAGAUCUUGAGUCUUCUACGUAACAAUUUGGGUUUUCUUUUAUUACCGUUAAAUACUGACCGGCCAGCUCAUUACUUUGAAGCAGCAACAGUUGAAAUCAGAACUCAAUGGAUUAAUUCUAUUCGUCGGGUUUGCAUUGACUUCAUGUCGUGAACAAUGAAUCUUUCAAAGAUGAUCGAUCAACUUGAUUCUCAUUGACUGUUAAAAUAUUCUUGUAUAAUUCAGUAUUUAUGUGAUUAUCACUUAAAUUCCUUUGUGUACCUUUCUAUUCUCUCUAUUAAUUAGCAUUCUACUUCCACGAGUACUACGACUGCUAUUCUCUAUUGAUUUUUGUUACUCUUUAUAUUACUUAACAGUAAUAUAUGCACAAUAGGUGUGUUCUUUUUGUCUUACGAGGGGAAUGCAAAUAUAAAAUGAAAGCCUGUGAACUUAUUGUGUAUAACAUAACGUAGUGUUUAUCUCUCUUUUUCAAUCUACUACUAUCUACGCUUUUACAGGGUGCAAUGCACUCCUUCCUCAUUUUAAUGAAUCUCAUAUUUUUGAAACACAAAUGUUCCCACUUUUUGCCUUUAUAAUUUUAAUUAUGCUUUAUUUUAUAGACUAUAAUAGUAUUCAUUAUAAUAAUAAUAAAGUCAUUAUUUUA
Trichobilharzia szidati is the source of this 3003-nucleotide messenger RNA. NCBI's taxonomy places the organism in Eukaryota, Metazoa, Platyhelminthes, Trematoda, Strigeidida, Schistosomatidae. The record is from the annotation of a GenBank genome assembly.